This is a messenger RNA of Prunus armeniaca (apricot), 2613 nucleotides long. The record is from the annotation of a GenBank genome assembly. Lineage: Eukaryota; Viridiplantae; Streptophyta; Magnoliopsida; Rosales; Rosaceae.
AUGGGGGACGUGUUGAUUCACAUGCUCUCGAAACUAGUAGUAGUUCUACUGCUGUUUCCUCUUGUGGUUGUUAACUUUGUAGACUCUUUGCAGCAGCCGUCUUGCCAUGAUGAGGAGCGCUCUGCCUUGCUGCAGUUCAAGGAGAGCUUUAUUAUUGACAAAUCUGCUUCACAUUCUGAAGGUGCUUAUCCAAAGGUUUCAUCAUGGAAACCAGCUGGAGGAGGAAAUAGCAGCUGCUGCUCGUGGGACGGCAUGGAGUGUGACGAGAUGACGGGUCAUGUUAUUGGUCUUAAUCUUAGCAGCAGUUAUCUCUACGGCUCUUUCGACUCCAACAGUAGCCUGUUCAGCCUGGUGCAUCUUCAAAGUAGCCUGUUCAGCCUCAAAGUCCCAUAUGAAGUCUCACACUUGUCCAAGUUGACAUACCUUGAUCUGUCUUGCAAUGUUAUUGAAAUUGAAACAUCUCCUAGUGAUCCUCAGCGAUUGAAAUGUGAUCUAUUUGGCGAAUUCCCAGUGAGAAUUUUCAAUCUACAGAACUUAAAAGUUCUUAGUGUGAGAUACAACCAAGAUCUUACUGGAUAUUUUCCUGAAUUUAAUCGAAGUAGUCCUCUAAUCUUACUGAAAGUUGCUUAUACUAGGUUUUUCGGACAAAUACCUUCCUCGUUUGAAAAGCUUAAUUCAUUGCAAGAGUUGGAUGUAGCUCAAUGCAAUUUUUCAAAAGGGUUGGUUCCAUCUGCACUUGGUAAUCUUAGACAGCUCACUUAUCUAGACAUUUCAGCAAACAAAUUUGGAGGUCCAAUUCCUGAUUCUUUGGCAAACCUUACCCAAUUAACUGUGUUCAGGAUUAGUACGAGUUAUUUAAUUGGUCCAAUUCCAUCUUGGCUAGGUAACUUUAGCAAACUAGUUUACCUAGAUUUUGCUUUUAAUCAUUUGAAUGGUUCAAUUCCCGCCUCAUUUUCCAAUCUCACCAAUCUCGAGAUCCUUUAUCUACAAUCAAACAACCUGAGCGGUGUAGUGGAGUUUCAAAUGUUUCAGAAGCAACAAAAUCUCUACCAACUCCAAUUGAGUUGGAACAACUUUGAAUUUGUUACUGGAUCCAAUAUUAUGAACGCAACUCUUCGACAGUUCACCAUUGUGGGUUUGAGUUUGUGCAAUUUAAAAGAGUUCCCAUAUUUCCUACAAAAUCAGACAAAUUUGGAACGGUUGGAUCUGGCAGACAACAAAAUCGGUGGCCAAGUACCAAACAAGAUGUGGAAUUUAAGCAAGGAAACCCUGAUAUUCUUGGACAUUUCUGCAAACUUAUUUUCAGGAGAACUUCUAGCUGUCAUACCCUGGGUUAAACUACAAUGCUUGAGGCUUUCGUUCAACAGGUUUCACGGAGGAUUACCGAUCCCUCCACCAUCCCUUCUAGAAUAUGGAGCGACCAACAACAAAUUCACUGGAGAAAUUUCACCGUUUCUUUGCAAUAUGAGUUCUCUUCUGUAUCUUGACUUGUCGAAAAAUAACUUGAGUGGCACGCUUCCUCAGUGUCUCGGAAACUUUAGUGAUGAUCUAAUCCUUUUACUUCUUGGAAGCAACUCUUUUCAUGGAAUGAUGCCUCAACCAUUCAACAACAGAAGCAGUUUGAUGAUGAUUGAUGUUAGUCAUAACCAAUUGCAGGGGCAACUACCAAGGUCAUUGGCGAAUUGUGUGAUGCUUGAGUAUCUGGUUCUGUCAAACAACCAAUUCAGUGAUGUUUUCCCCAUUUGGUUGGGGACUCUUCCAGAGUUAAAACUUUUGGCAAUGCGCCACAAUUGGUUCAACGGUGUAAUAGGACAGUCUAGAACAAAUGUUGACUUCCCCAAGUUACAUAUUCUUGAUUUGUCUUUCAACAAUUUCACAGGUAAGAUUCCACCUUUGUUUCCAAAUAUUAUUGUUAACAAGUCAACAUAUAUGUCCAUAUACGUAGCCUAUCAAGUCAAUGAUGCUUAUAUUGUUCAUCAGAGUAUUCCUUACUCAAUCACAAUAGCAAUUAAGGGUCUGGAGUUGUACUAUUCAAAGAUUCAAGAAGGCUUUGCAGCCAUUGAUAUCUCAAGCAACAAAUUUGAAGGUAAGAUUCCAGAAUUCAUUGGGGACCUUAAGGAGCUUCGCUCACUCAAUAUUUCCAACAACAUUCUCACUGGUACAAUUCUAUCUUCCUUUGGGAAGUUAAGGAAUCUUGAAUCGUUGGACCUUUCAAAGAACAAGCUCUCAGGACAGAUCCCCCAACAACUGACGCAGCUUACAUUCCUUGGGAACUUAGAUGUGUCUCACAACAAUCUCACAGGUCAUAUACCGCAAGGUACCCAACUUACUUCAUUCAAUAGCACUUCAUAUGAGGGAAAUCCAGGAUUGUGUGGAGAUCCAUUACCAAAGCAAUGUGGAAACCAAGAGGCCCCUCAACUGCCACUUUCAACUGAAAAUGACAGUGAUUCAGGCUCAACUCGAACGCUUGAAUUUGAUUUGAGAUUUGGUUUGGCUGGAAUUGGAAGUGGGUUUGUAGUGGGAGUGGUUCUUGCGGAUGUCGUAAUCACAAGAAGGCAAGAGUUGUUUCUUAAGAUUGUUGGAAUGGUCAGGCUAAUGAUAUGGAAAAGGUAG